Sclerotinia trifoliorum is the source of this 2294-nucleotide messenger RNA. The record is from the annotation of a GenBank genome assembly. NCBI's taxonomy places the organism in Eukaryota, Fungi, Ascomycota, Leotiomycetes, Helotiales, Sclerotiniaceae.
AUAACAUUACCAGCUACAGCAAUCAACCGUUCAAACCCAGCAACCCACGAUCCCCCACGAAUUCACACCGAGAUUUAUCUAAGCUCGAAUACUGACAUCUAUCGAUUGACGCGAAGACACACGAAAUCAUCGCGCGAAAUAUACCUAAUUCACCAGUUUCAAAGCAACGAUCGCCCCGACAACGAGAAAUCCAAGAAAGCAGAUGCGCUGCUAAACAUCAAUGACUACCCUUGUACGAGCUCGAAAUCCCCUAGAAACGUUGAGAAUGAACCAACAACCUGCGGGACGAAGAAGGAGUAAACGAUUAGCUGGUGGGUUUCGAUAUUUCUUACUCUUUGGAUUUGUGAUAAUGGGCGGGGGAAUGAGGAAAGAGGAUUUUUUGCGCAUUGGCCAGGAAGUUACUGACAGAAAGAACAGGAUAUGAGGAGGAAGAUGGAGAUUUUCAAUUCACGCGUGUAUCAAAAAAGGCGAAGACUACGGCGUCUGUUCCGGAUCCAAUACCGGAGGCAGUACUGCCUGUAACAACGACGGUACCUAGGAGGACUAAGAAGGUAGUUCAUGAGCGGCAAACUCAUGGUGUUACAUCAGCGUCAUCGCCACCCGUUAAGAAAACGAGAGGUGCACCCAAAACGAACCUUUCUACGCCGAAAGAAUCGAGAGUAGAGAAGGUACAGAAACCCAGGAGUGAAGUCGAACCGAAACGAGGGACUAGGAAAAGUACGCGUUUAUCGACCGAGAAAGUUCAGAGUGGAAAUGGAAAUACCGCGAAUGGAAGCAGGGAUCAUGACAACAGUAUCGACAUGAAUGGUGGUGCACCAGUACCAGAGGAAUCAAAUAGGUCGACUAUAGAAGCGCCAAAUAAUACGCACUCUACGGUCAUCGCCUUACCAUUUAGCGAUACACCAAUUAUAAACCGAAAUAAGGAAUUACGAAAGAAAGGCGGGACAGGUCAGAGGAGGAGUAGUUUAGGUAUGCGUGGGAGGAGGGCAAGUUCACUCAUCGACAGUGGAUAUAGUGCGAUACCUCACAAAGAGGUCGAAACCUCGCAGUUUUAUAAACAUAUCGAGGACGGAUUACCUGAACCGAGGAGAAUGAAACAACUUUUGACAUGGACGGGCGAAAGGGCUUUACCAGAAAAACCCGCGCAUGGCGAUCCGGAUAGUGGUGCGAAAUUGGCAGGUGAGUAAUUUAGUCACAUAGGAAGUCUGGGGAAGGGACUAAUUAAGUACAGCGAGGGCAAUAUCAGAAGCCCUUCUCAAAGAUUUUGGUACCAAUUCUACCUUUUCGAACUGGUUCGAUCGGGAAGAAAAACAACCAACCAGGAUAACGAAAGUGGUCAAAAAGCCCAAUCCUAAAAAUAUCGAGGCUGAAGAAAACAUACAAGCGCUAGAAGCUCGAGUAAAACAGUAUGAUUCUAUCUAUCCAAAAUUUAAAAAAUGCGCUAACAAAUCCCAGACUAGAAAUCGAAAAAGCGCAAUGGAUAUCCUUCAAAAAGCCCCCAGCGCCACUUCCACCCCUCUUUCCCAAUACAGAUGCAGACACAAAUCCCCUCUCCCCUUCUCAAAUCGAUGCUACUCUUCUCGACCCCGAACAAUCUGACAUUCUAUCUCUAAUAAAUUCCUCAUCCUCUUUAACACUACGCGAAAAUGUCUCGGAAAGGUUAAAAACCAUUCAUCAAGAAAUUGAAGGAAAAGUGGAUCGCUUCGUAGACGGAAUUCACAAAAUUGAAGGAUAUGGGGGAACAGUAGGAAGAGUAGCGGAUAAGAUAUUGGCGUUGAGUGCAGUGAGACUGGAUGAAAGGGAGAGAAGGGAGAGGGAAUUAGUAGGGACGAGGGAUGUGUCAAUGGUGGAGGUACUGAGGAGUUUAAGUAGGAUUUUACCCGAGGGAAGUGCGAGGUAGUUUCACCUGUGUUUAUCAAUGCAAUUAUUGGUUAAUAUAUGUUGUGGUGAAAGAUUCCGUAACUACAUUGGGUCCCGUUCCUGCUCAAUUAGAUCAUUGAAGCUUGACAAAAGUGUCGGGCGUAACAUCUUGACAGGGAAAGAGGAAUCGCGACAUGGGAUGGGAUGGGAAAUGAUAAAGGGAGAAAUGGAACGUUGAAUGAAUGAAUGAUAAGCGACUUUUGUCACGUUUUUUUGGGGGUUUUUUUUUACCUCCUUUUCCUUGGGGGAUUUUUUGUUUUUUUGGUCACUGUGAAUGGAAGGAAGCGUGACAUGGCAGGAUAGCAGGAUAACAGGCUUGCUUCUUUUCUCCUUUAGCUCGCAUUUUAUGGUAAGACUUACAAAGACUUACGAAU